AUGAGUUCUACAUCAUACGCUGUGUCAGGCCGCCAGAAUGGUGACUUGCACCUAAACUACAUCGAAGAUCGCAACACGGCAUCUCAGCAGACCGUGUAUACAGCCAGCAAUGGAGCACCAAUUCCUCAUCCUUUUGAAACUCAACGUGCCGGAGAGAAUGGCCCUCUGCUGCUUCAAGACUUUCACCUGAUCGAUCUUCUCUCACACUUUGACCGAGAGAGAAUCCCUGAGAGAGUCGUCCACGCAAAGGGUGGUGGUGCCCACGGCAAGGAGUGCCCCAUCACCAUCCGAUUUUCAACUGUUGGUGGCGAAAGCGGCUCUCACGACCAUGCUCGAGAUCCUCGAGGCUUCUCUAUCAAGUUUCGCACCGAGGAGGGCAACUGGGAUCUUGUUCAAAACAACACGCCCGUCUUUUUCAUCCGAGAUCCUGCCAAGUUCCCUCACUUGAUUCACACCCAGAAGCGACACCCCGCAAGCCACCUCGGUAGUGGCGAUGACUCUACCAACUUUUGGGAGUACUUCUGCCAGAACCCCGAGUCUGUCCACCAAGUCAUGUAUACGUUUGGCGACCGUGGUAUUCCCGAUAGCUGGCGCCGUAUGCAUGGAUAUAGUGGUCACACCUUCAAGUUCGUCAAUAAGCAAGGUUCAUGGGUGUACUGCCAGAUCCACAUCCGCUCAAAGCAAGGAGCCGGAUUCUUGACUCAGGAAGAAUCGACAAAGCGUUCUCCAGAUGCCAACCAGAAGGAUCUCUACCAAGCUAUUGAGCGCGGCGAAUAUCCUCAGUGGGAUCUAUGUGUGCAGACCAUGACCCCAAAGCAAGCUGAAGAGCUGUGGGAGACCCAGAAGAUCAACGUUUUCGAUCUUACUCACUGCUGGCCCCAAGCCCAGUUCCCUCUCCGCAAGGUGGGAGAACUUUGCUUGAAUGAGAAUGUGAAGAACUACUUUGCCGAGAUUGAGCAAGUUGCCUUUAGCCCAUCUCAUCUUGUUCCUGGUAUUGAGCCCUCUGCGGACCCUGUCCUUCAGAGCCGCUUGUUCUCGUAUCCCGACACUCAGCGUCAUCGUCUUGGACCAAACUACCAACAGCUUCCCGUCAAUGCGCCUCGCACAGGCUAUCACAUGGCUAACUUCCAGCGAGAUGGUGCCAUGGCCUUCUAUAACCAGGGUUCAAGGCCAAACUAUUUCUCCUCCAUCGAGCCCAUUUCCUUCAAGGAGCGCAAGACGAAUCUGGAUCAGACUCAUGGUGCUUUUGUCGGCAGGGCUAUUACUUUCCUGUCCGAGAUCAGGCUAGAGGACUUCAACCAACCUCGCGCCCUUUGGGAGAGAGUUUUUGAUGAUGCCGCCAAAGAGCGAUUCAUUAACAAUAUGGCCGGCCACAUGAGCACUUGCACUGAGAAGGAAAUCAUUAGACGCCAAAUUGGUAUCUUCCGCGAAGUGUCGGACGAUUUGGCCACCAGAUUGGAGAAGGCUACGGGGAUCAAGGGAUAUCCUGGCAUUAGUGAGCUUGUUUUCAACGGCUGCCACAACGGAUUGGCAAAGAAUAGCGCUCUUCGAGCUGCGAACGGCCAAAAGAGCCCUCACUUUAACAGCAGCAACGGAGCGCCGUCGGCUGGAACUCAUGCUUAA
Molecule: messenger RNA, 1623 nt
Organism: Trichoderma breve
Lineage: Eukaryota; Fungi; Ascomycota; Sordariomycetes; Hypocreales; Hypocreaceae
Product: catalase domain-containing protein
Exons: 5
Coding region: 1-1623 (540 amino acids)
Biological process (GO): hydrogen peroxide catabolic process; response to hydrogen peroxide
Cellular component (GO): mitochondrion; peroxisome; cytoplasm
Molecular function (GO): catalase activity; heme binding
Source: RefSeq, a predicted model, not a curated record